Molecule: messenger RNA, 918 nt
Organism: Capronia coronata CBS 617.96
Lineage: Eukaryota; Fungi; Ascomycota; Eurotiomycetes; Chaetothyriales; Herpotrichiellaceae
Product: phosphoadenosine phosphosulfate reductase
Exons: 1
Coding region: 1-918 (305 amino acids)
Cellular component (GO): cytoplasm
Molecular function (GO): phosphoadenylyl-sulfate reductase (thioredoxin) activity
Source: RefSeq, a predicted model, not a curated record
AUGUCUUCCAGAACCCAGUCUCCCAGUGGGAGCAGCGACAGCAGCCCUUCUUUGAGGGGGGCCGACUCAGGAUAUGCCAGCGGCAACAACAGUGAGCUGGGACUGCCUGAGGUAUACUUCACCAAGCCUCACCUGAAAUUCCUCAACCGACAAUUGCAAUUCCUCGAACCUCCCGAGAUCAUUCGAUGGUGUAUCACCACCCUUCCACAUCUCUACCAGACCACGGCGUUUGGUCUGACAGGCCUCGUCCAGUUGGACAUGCUCUCCAAGUUGAAGAUCCCUCGCCCUCAGAUGGUUGACCUGAUCUUCAUCGACACCCUCCACCAUUUUUCCGAGACCUUGGAAUUGGUAGAAAAGGUCCGGGCCAAGUACCCUCUCGUCAACAUCCACACAUUCAAGCCAGAAGGUGCCGAGACCGCAGAAGAGUUUGCAGCCAAGUAUGGAGACAAGCUGUGGGAGACUGAUGAGGAGAGGUAUGACUACUUGGCCAAGGUGGAGCCGGCCGAGCGUGCAUACCGGGAACUGCAAGCCUAUGCUGUCCUGACCGGCAGGAGAAGAAGCCAAGGUGGUGCCCGAGGAUCACUGGACAUCAUCGAGGUUGACGAGGCUGGCCUGAUCAAGAUCAACCCCUUGGCCAACUGGAGCUUCCAACAGGUCCAACAAUACAUGAAAGAGAAUGAAGUCCCUUACAACGCCCUUCUGGAUCAGGGGUACAAGAGUGUCGGCGACUGGCACUCGACCCAACCCGUCAGGGAAGGUGAAGACGAGCGCGCCGGUCGGUGGAAGGGCAAACCGAAGAGCGAAUGUGGCAUUCACAACCCGCGAUCAAAGUACGCACAGUUCCUGAUGGAACAGGAGAAGAAAAGGGAACAGGAAGCCUUGGAUCAGGCGUUGCAGAAGGUCCGCAUCGAAACAUGA